This is a messenger RNA of Olea europaea var. sylvestris, 590 nucleotides long. RefSeq lists its product as uncharacterized. The record is from RefSeq and is a predicted model, not a curated record. The transcript has 2 exons. Bases 1 to 366 code for a protein of 121 amino acids. NCBI's taxonomy places the organism in Eukaryota, Viridiplantae, Streptophyta, Magnoliopsida, Lamiales, Oleaceae.
AUGUCGAAAACGUUCAAAACGCGAAAAACGNUUGGGAGUGCAGGGCCAAUAAGAUUUAUUGUGAAUGAAGAUGAUAAUUCUGCAGCGGUGGUUGAGACUGCUUUAAAGUUAUAUGCUCGCGAGGGACGCCUUCCAAUUCUUGGUUCUGAUGUCAACAGUUUCUUUCUCUACCCUGCCAAUGCUGGAUUGGACGCUCUUUAUCCAACGGAGUUAAUAGGAUCACGCGGAGUAAGGAACUUCGUUUUGUGCAAGAAGCAAAUCAAUCCACACAUGACUGAAGGAAGGUCGCAGGUUAUUGCUCAAAAGGGAGGAGGAUGGCUUGCGUGGCUGCAGAAAUCAUUUAGUCUAAAAAUAUUAACUCAUUGAAAUGCCCUCCUCGUUUCAACUCAUUUUGCUCUCUUGUGCUCCUGUAGUUGGGUUAAUAAAGGGUAUUGUAAAUACAUGGGAUGGUAAUAAGGAAGUAAAGUAAGUUAAAAUAUUACUCAAUUCCAUCUAUGUAACAGUGUUUUGUAAUAGAGAAGUUUUAUGCAUUUAUCUAAGAAAUUUGGAUUCAAGUGCCUCCCAUGAAGAACUUGGAGUUAUUUGUUCCU